UCUCUCCAUUUUUUCCGCGCCACUGUCCCGACACUCAAUAACUAACGCUUCUUCCUCAAAGUCCUUUUCCCUCCCCGUCCUCCUCCUCGUGUCUUUGCAUUCUCCUCCUCCUCCUCCUCCUCCUCUUCCUCCUUCAUCCUAGGACUGGUGAACACCAUCUCGCCGCUUCGCUUCCCCGCCCUGCAAGAUGGUCAACAUCACAUACGGAGCUCUCAAUGCUCCUUCCGCUUCGGCUAAUGCAGUCGACAAUGCCAUCCAGACGGCUGGAUUGGACAUGAUUGUCACGUACGGCCCUGCUGACGCUCAGAUGGUCGCAGCAUACGCUCCCGGUGACAUGGCCUGGAUCCUGACCUGCACAGCUCUAGUCUUGCUGAUGAUUCCCGGACUGGGCUACCUAUACUCUGGUCUGACAAGGAGAAAGAAUGCUCUCCACAUGCUUCUCCUGACCAUGAUGACCCUCGCCGUCACCUCGUUCCAAUGGUUCUUUUGGGGCUAUUCACUCACCUUUUCUGCCACAGGAGGAGCUUUCCUCGGCAAUCUGCGAAACUUCGGCUUCAUGGGCGUCCUCGAGGCACCAGCUUCGGGAUCCUCGAACAAGCUGCCAGAGAUCAUUUACGCCAUGUACGAGUGCAUGUUUGCCUGCCUCGUACCUGCCAUUGCCAUUGGAGCUGCUUGUGAGAGAGCCCGCGUCUGGCCAUUUGUCAUCUUUACCUUUAUCUGGGCUACGCUCGUCUACGAUCCCAUUGCUCACUGGGUUUGGGCUCCUCAGGGAUGGGCUUACAAGUGGGGCGUUCUGGACUACGCCGGUGGUGGACCAGUCGAAAUCUGCUCUGGUAUCACUGGUCUGACCAUCAGCUACUACCUCGGCAAGCGUCGUGGAUACGGUACGGAGCGUCUGCUCUUCAAGCCCCACAACGUCUCCCACAUCGUGCUGGGCACCGCUUUCCUCUGGUUUGGAUGGCUCGGAUUCAAUGGAGGCUCGUGCUUCAACGCUUCCCUGCGUGCCGGAAUGGCCAUUGCGACGACUAACACCGCUGCAAGUACCGCUGCCAUCACCUGGAUGCUCCUCGAUUACCGUUUGGAGCGCAAGUGGUCCGUCGUUGGUUUCUGCACUGGUGCCAUUGCUGGACUCGUAGCCAUCACCCCGGCAGCAGGAUUUGUGGGCGUGCCAGCUUCCGUGCUCAUCGGCGUUCUCUCGGCUGCCAUUUCCAACUUUGCUACUGGACUCAAGGUUCACAUGAGGUGUGACGACGCCAUGGACGUCUUUGCAGUGCACGCCUUGGCUGGUUACGUGGGUCUCUUCCUCACUGGAAUCUUCGCACAGGCUUCCGUUGCCUACAAUGACGGUUCAUUGGUCAUCGACGGAGGUUGGCUGGACGGCAACUUCAUCCAGCUGCCCUACCAAAUUGCCUGGAUCGUCGCCACGACUGCUUGGACCGCCGGUGUCACCUUUGCCAUUAUGUUUGUCCUGGACCACAUUCCCGGAAUCGGACCCUUCCGACCUACCGAGACGGCCGAGAUCAUUGGUAUGGACGAGGAGCAGCUAGGCGAAUGGGCCUACGACUGGCGUGCCGACGACGACCAGGUCAAGGAGAGUGGAGGAGAUGCACACAUCUACGAGGGACCCGAUGCGAUCAACAUUGGAGGUCCUUCGGGUGGGAAACUCAGCGUGGCUAGACAACUUGAGGCAGAGGGGGACGAUGAAGGGUCGAACAACAGGACACCUACGGAUGACAAUACGCCUGGAAACAACAAGCCCGAAAUCUCCAGCCACGAUGCAGAGAAGAAACUGGAGCAUGCCCCUGCGAAUGACGUCUCGGUCCGACACUAGACAUGGGCGAUGUAGCGGGUGCCGCUCGUGGUGCGCUUGAGGUGCAGCUCACACUGGGGUCUGAGGAGAGACGCUUCUGUGGAGCGCCCAACGAACCAAGCAAAGCCACCCGUGUAUGAAGGAAGCCUCUCCCAAGA
Messenger RNA from Microstroma glucosiphilum, 1968 nucleotides. Its product is annotated as ammonium transporter. The transcript is spliced from 4 exons. Lineage: Eukaryota; Fungi; Basidiomycota; Exobasidiomycetes; Microstromatales; Microstromataceae. Bases 188 to 1831 code for a protein of 547 amino acids. Gene Ontology annotation, biological process: ammonium transmembrane transport. Gene Ontology annotation, molecular function: ammonium channel activity. Gene Ontology annotation, cellular component: plasma membrane. The record is from RefSeq and is a predicted model, not a curated record.